Messenger RNA from Amoebophrya sp. A25, 2040 nucleotides. The record is from the annotation of a GenBank genome assembly. Lineage: Eukaryota; Dinophyceae; Syndiniales; Amoebophryaceae.
UCUCAUAAUGCCGAAUGAUGUCGUUGAAGAACUAAGUCGAAAAGAUCCACAUCCACGAAGAACAGCGUCGCAGUCAAUUAGUCUAAAUUUUAAGUAGAGAAAUGAAAUUGAAGUCUAAAGUUCUGACUCGGACUUCGUCGAUCACAAUCAAAAAAGAUGAAUCGCGAUGCUGUUUUUGCUGCAUCUCUACUUGUACUUCGAAGCUGCUCUCUCCCUCACGCUCCGUCGCGCGAACCUGUGGCACUAGGAUGUCUCUAUCUCGCUCUCACCCUCACGAUCGAUUUCUGAGCCUUGGUUCUAUUUUGCAUUGCACUGGGCUGGUGCUGAGGGUGAUUAAGGUCAAAAACACAGGAUGAUGAUCCGCAUCCGCGUAAUCGAUACCCCUAUGUUUGAAGUUAUCUCCUCGAAAUGAAAAUCGCCAGCCGAAUCCUUCUCUCUAUCUCUCGUUCUCUCUUUCUGUUGAUAGUAUUUGUUAAACCUGGGAUGCCAGCUUACUGUAACUGCAAGGCUAAAAAGCUUCAUGAAUACGCGAUUCCUGCCACCGGAAGGGUGUGCAGCGGGGGUCUUUUAGUCUUCCAAUUUUGCCGUGUGUUCUUCAACUCGUCGGUGGAGUUGCGGCUGGUAGUGCAGAUUCAAUGCGAUACUUUCCUCGAGAGAGUUUGACUUUCGUUGACGAGGAAAUUGUAGUUGGUAGCUCUCAUGGAUGUGGUCACCAUGACGAUCGAGUGAAGCGAUCGCCUCUUUCUACUCCAUCUCUCGAAUGAUUUUCAUGCAUUUUCUUUACUGUGGUUUUUUCUUCAUCAUGAAAUUAAGGUAGACUAAAAGAUAGACUUGGUCUUAAGCAUGUGUUCUUUUUCACCAACUUUGAUUUCUUCUACUGCCUAACCGUAAUUACUUAUACUUUCUACUUACUCUUCAGAAGAAGUAGACGACUCCACGUCCUCGUCCAAAAGAAAAUCCAAAAAAAAUGCCGGGUCAAAAUCCUAAGGUUUUCUUUGACAUUGCCAUUGGCAAUCAAAAUGCUGGCCGUAUUGUGAUGGAACUGCGUACCGACGCCGCACCAAAGACAGCAGAGAACUUUCGCUGCUUAUGCACAGGGGAGAAGGGUAAGAAGUUUCUGAUUCUGUCAAGAAAAUGAAGAUGAAGUACAACUAGGACUAAGAAAAUUAUUAUGAUUUCUCAUCAACAAGCGCUACUUCUUCAUCUUUUUCGCCUUUUUGUGUUUGUUUCAUCUAAUUAUAUUAUAAUCUCAUUCGCGGCAUAUUCUUAAUUCACGCAAGAACAUGAUAGUAAUAAAUGAUGAUAAUUCCCUUGACAUUCUUGACAACUCUACUUAUAUUAGGUGUCGGCAAGAGCGGAAAGCCUUUGCAUUACAAAGGGAGUACGUUUCAUCGCGUGAUCCCCAACUUCAUGUGCCAAGGGGGCGAUUUCACGGUUGGCAAUGGUACUGGUGGUGAAUCCAUCUACGGCGCAAAGUUCCCUGAUGAGAAUUUCACUUUGAAGCACACUGGACCUGGGAUUUUGUCGAUGGCGAACGCAGGUCCGAACACUAACGGAUCGCAGUUCUUCUUGUGCACUUAAGGCCUUAGAACAGUUCUUGUUGUUUUGGAAUUUUUUGGACUAACACUAAAACUAAUGGUUGUUCCUUUUUAUCUUGAAGAUUGCCUAGUAGGUACUGUUUGGUCCAAAAUGUACAUUUGCCUCGUAAAGAAUCACUGCCUUCUGAUACGCACUGAUGAUGUAUUAACGACCCCUACAACGUAUACUAUGAUCGGUAAAUAAGAUGAUUCGAAAUUGCAAGAACAAUAAUUAGCUAAAUCAGCUGACACCCGUAAUAAAUAUUGCUGGGUAUGAUAUCAGCACUGUCACCCCUCCAUCCCGCUCUAAUCUUUUGUGCAAACGACUUGGCUUGACGGCAAGCACACUGUGUUUGGCCAGGUGAUUGAGGGGAUGGACGUCAUCCGCAAGGUCGAACAGGUGGGAUCCGAUAGCGGAAAAACGUCGAAGCCAGUUGUUGUGGCGGAUUGUGGACAGAUCUGA